Molecule: messenger RNA, 12082 nt
Organism: Sander lucioperca (pikeperch)
Lineage: Eukaryota; Metazoa; Chordata; Actinopteri; Perciformes; Percidae
Gene: usp34
Product: ubiquitin specific peptidase 34
Exons: 79
Coding region: 305-11443 (3712 amino acids)
Biological process (GO): protein deubiquitination
Cellular component (GO): nucleus; cytosol
Molecular function (GO): cysteine-type deubiquitinase activity; cysteine-type endopeptidase activity
Source: RefSeq, a predicted model, not a curated record
CUUGUGUGUCGCCCCCUCCCCUCCUUUUUCAUCAUGGCUGCUGUGUCUACUCUCUCAAGUAACGCUCAGAUUGGACACUGACUCGAUUUCUACCUUCCAGUGCCUCUAAACUUUUGGUGUACAUCAACUUCGCUUGGAUGCAAAUCACAAUCUACACCUCGUUGUUCCCCCUUAUUUCAUUUAGUGGGAUAACCUUCACCAGUCACUGCCUCCACUGGGCCUUUUUUAUCCCAAAAACAACCAACUGCCAGCCAACAACAGCUUCCAGUGCAAUGGUUUAACUCAGUUUUCCCCUUCAUGAACAAUGUGUGAAAACUGCGCCGAGCUGGUGGAGGUUUUAAAUGAAAUAUCGGAUGCAGACGGCAGUGAAGGAGGCUUCCAGCUAAAGAAGGAACAUGCCCUGCGAGUGCUGGGCUACAUCAGCUCCUGGACACAGAGACAAUGUCUCUGCUGCUUCAAGGAGUAUAAGCACCUGGAGGUCUUCAAUCAGCUGGUCUACGCCCUCAUCAACCUGGUCAUCGCUCAGAUCAGCAGCCUGAGAGACCGCCUCUGCAGCACCCAGGACCACACCCAUAAAGGAGGCGCAUCUGGGGCCGAGGGGGGGUCUGAAUGGAGCGGGGGCGAGGCUGCACCCGGAUCCCUCCCCCAGCCGUCCUCACCCGGGGAGGACGAACCUGUGAAUGUGGAGAGAGACUCUGCCGAAGAGGACGCCGACACCCCCGACCUAAACCAGAAUAAGACUCAGAGCCAGAGCCAGGCCGAGGGGCCCAGCCGGCCAUGCGAAGCCCAGAUGGAAGCACUGGAGCCUGGGGAGAGCGACUGCGGGUCUGGGGGUGGUGAUGGAGGUGUCGGAGAAAGUAGCAGCAGUGACAACCAGGACCCGUUCAGCUCCUGGAGCACUGAGGAGAGGGAGAAGCUGCUGCUCUGUGCCGCCAAGAUCUUCCAGAUCCAGUUCCCCCUCUACACGGCCUACAAACACAACACACACCCCACCAUAGAGGACAUAUCUGCUCAUGAAAGUAACAUCCUGGGCUCCUUCUGCGACAUGAAUGACGUGGAGGUGCCUCUGCAUCUGCUGCGUUACGUCUGUCUGUUCUGUGGGAAGCACGGCCUCUCCCUGAUGAAGGAGUGCUUUGAGUCGGGCACUCCGGAGAGCCUCCCCUUCCCCAUCGCACACGCUUUCAUCACCAUCGUCUCCAACAUCCGAAUAUGGUUGCACAUUCCUGCGGUCAUGCAGCACAUCAUACCGUUCCGCACUUACGUAAUACGGUACCUGUGUAAGCUGUCGGACCAGGAGCUGCGGCAGAGCGCGGCGCGCAACAUGGCCGACCUGAUGUGGAGCACGGUGAAGGAGCCGCUGGACAGCGCGCUGUGCUUCGACAAGGAGAGCCUGGACCUCGCCUUCAAAUACUUCAUGUCCCCAACGCUGACCAUGAGGCUGGCAGGACUCAGCCAAAUCACCAACCAACUCCACACCUUCAACGACGUCUGCAACAACGAGUCUCUGGUGUCCGACACAGAAACGUCCAUAGCGAAGGAGCUAGCUGACUGGCUGAUCCACAACAACGUGGUGGAGCACAUAUUCGGACCAAAUUUGCACAUCGAGAUCAUCAAACAAUGCCAAGUGAUCCUGAACUUUUUGGCUGCUGAGGGCCGACUGAGCACGCAGCAUGUGGACUGUAUUUGGGCUGCAGCUCAGCUGAAACACUGUAGCCGUUACAUCCACGACCUUUUCCCGUCACUCAUCAAAAACCUCGACCCAGUGCCUCUCCGCCACGUCCUCAACCUGGUGUCAGGCCUGCACCCCAGCGCCCACACCGAGCAGACGUUGUACCUGGCCUCCAUGCUGAUCAAGGCUCUGUGGAACAACGCCCUGGCAGCCAAGGCCCAGCUCUCCAAACAGAGCUCCUUCGCCUCACUGCUCAACACCAACAUCCCCAUGGGCAACAAGAAAGGUUCACCGGCCGCCAGUCCGGACAGCAGCGACAACAGCGACACUCAACACAGCGGAGGCAGCGACAUGGAGAUGGACGACCAGAUGAUGUCUGGCAGCAAGAGGAGCCAGCAGAGGCUGUCUGACACGGAGGAGUCGAUGCAGGGCAGCUCCGAUGAGACGGCCAACAGCGUGGAGGAAGGCAGCAGCGGCCCGGGCAGCAGCAGCGGCCGCAGCGAGGCCUCGAGCAACGAAGCGGCCUCCAGCCGAGCCAGCCAAUCGGCCGGCAGCCCCGGCAGCGAGAUGCACUCGGACGACAUGGCGGACAGCGAGGCCUUGAAGGAGGAGGAGGAGGACGACGAAGAGGAGGACGACGAGGACGACGACGAGGACGACGACGAAGACGAAGACGAGGGGAACCGCUCGGCCGCUGAAGGCGGGCAGCAGAAGGAGCCCAGGGAGCAGACGGAGUCGAGGAAGAGGAAGGCGGGCGAGGCGCUCGGCGAGGGGCCGAGCCAGGGGGCGGGGCCCAGUGGUUCAGGGGGCGGAGCCAAGCCCAAGGUUCUCCCCUUCAACCCGGAGACUUCUGCUGUCAUGGUGACAGCAGCGUCGACGUCCCUGGAGGGCCGGAUGAGGAUGUUGGACGCCUGUUCCGCGUCGUCGUCCGCUCGGCCCGACGGGACGGAGGCCCAGCAGCAGCAGCAGCCGCCAGACAUCGGCCCCUCACAGAUGGUCCAGGGGCCUCAGGAGCCUCCGUGCCUGCCGCGGCCCGGGGACUUCCUGGGAGAGGCCAUGGGCGGCGAGCUCUUUAACUGCCGGCGCUUCAUUGGCCCCCAGCACCACCACCAUCACCAUCACCACCACCACCAUCACGAAGGUCCCAUGGUGGAGGACAUGCUGAGUGCGGACGACGUGAGCUGCAGCAGCUCCCAGGUCAGCGCAAAGUCGGAGAAGAACAUGGCCGACUUCGACGGCGAGGAGUCGGGCUGCGAGGAGGAGCUGGUCCAGAUCAACUCCCACGCUGAGCUCAGCUCCCACCUCCAGCAGCACCUCCCCAACCUUGCCUCCAUCUACCAUGAGCACCUGGUGCAAGGUCCGUCCGUCCAUAAGCAUCAGUACUCCGGCAGCCACGCUGUGACUGACAUCAACCUGGACAACGUUUGUAAGAAGGGCAACACACUGCUGUGGGACCUGGUGCAGGACGAGGACGCGAUUCAUCUGUCUGAGGGUCUGAUUAACGAAGCAGAGAAGCUGUUGUGUUCGCUCGUCUGUUGGUUCACCGACAGACAGAUCCGAAUGCGCUUCAUCGAGGGUUGCCUUGACAACUUGGCCCACCACAGGUCUGUUGUGGUUUCCUUGCGUCUACUACCCAAACUUUUUGGCACUUUCCAGCAGUUUGGCUCCAGCUAUGACACUCACUGGAUCACCAUGUGGGCUGAGAAGGAGCUGCACAUGAUGAAGCUGUUCUUCGACAACCUGCAGCACUACAUCCAGGAAGUCCGGGAACACCUGCACAAGUUUGCACUGUACAGCCACAGUGCGGAGGUCCAGGUCCGUCUGCAGUUCCUAACCUGCGUCUUCUCCACACUGGGAUCUCCAGACCACUUCAGGUUGAGUCUGGAGCAGGUGGACAUCCUGUGGCACUGCCUGGUGGAGGACGCCGAGUGCUACGACGACGCGUUGCACUGGUUCCUCAAUCAGGUCCGCAGCAAGGACCAGCAUGCAAUGGGCAUGGAGACCUACAAACACCUUUUCCUGGAGAAGAUGCCCCAGCUGAAGCCGGAGACUAUCAGCAUGACGGGCCUCAACCUCUUUCAACACCUGUGUAACUUAGCCCGCCUCGCCACUAGCGCUCUGGACAACGCCUCCAGCUGUGAGCUGUGUGGGAUGGAUCAGCUGUGGGGGAUCGCUCUGAGAGCUCAGUCUGCUGAUAUCAGCCGCGCCGCCAUCCAGUACAUCAACUCCUACUACAUUAACGCUGGGAAGACGGGCCUGGAGAAGGAGCAGGAGUUCAUCAGGAAAUGUAUGGAGAGUCUGCUGAUGGCUUCAGCCAACCUGGAGAAGGACGCCCACUCCAGCCUGACUAGCAUCGAGCGGGGGCUGCUCAUGCUCAAAACACACCUGGAGGCCUUUCGACGCAGGUUUGCGUACCACCUGCGGCAAUGGCAGAUCGAGGGGACGGGAAUCAGCAGCCAUCUGAAGGCUCUGAGCGACAAACAGUCGCUGCCACUCAGGAUCGUCUGUCAGCCCGCCGGCCUUCCUGACAAGACAGGAGAGCUGCAAGUGUCAAAGACAGACACAAUCCUCUUGCUGGGGACUGAGAUGACGAUCGAGAUGUAUCCCAGCGACCAGGUAGCAGAUCUGCGGGCCGAGGUGACCCACUGGUACGAGAACCUGCAGAAGGAGCAGAUGAACCAGCAGGCUCAGCUGCAGGAGUUCGGCCAGAGCGGCCGGCAGGCGGGAGACUUCCCAGGGGGUUUGAUGGGACCAGUCAGGAUGAUCUCCUCUGGCCACGAGCUCACCACAGACUACGACGAGAAGACUCUGCAUGAGCUGGGCUUCAAAGACAUGCAGAUGGUGUUCGUGUCCCUGGGAGCUCCGCGGAGGGAGAGGAAGGGCGAGGGCGUCCAGCUGCCGGCCUCCUGCCUGCCGCCGCCCCAGAAGGAACACAUCCCCAUGCUGCUGCUCCUCCAGGAGCCGCACCUCACCACGCUGUUCGACCUGCUGGAGAUGCUGGCCUGCUUCAAACCGCCCAGCCCCAACGCUGAGAAGGUCCACGACAACCCUGAGAGCAUGCGGUGUGAGGAACUCCACCUCCAUGCAGAGAAUCUGUCUCGUCGGGUUUGGGAGCUGCUGAUGCUGCUUCCUACGUGUCCCAAGAUGCUUCAGGCCUUCCAGAACAUCUCCGACGACACGAAUGGGGAGGGUCUGUGCUGGAAGGAGCUGCUGAGGAUAAAAAGUCCCCACAAGUUGCUGUACGCUCUGGAGAUCAUCGAGGCUCUGGGCAAACCCAACCGACGCAUUCACCGAGAGUCCACCGGCAGCUACAGUGAUCUGUAUCCAGACUCUGAUGACUCCAGUGAGGAUCAGAUAGAAAACAGCAAGAACACCUGGAGCUGCAAGUUUGUUUCGUCUGGAGGCCUGCAGCUACUCCUGGAGAUCUUUAACUCGGGCAUCCUGGAGCCCAAAGACCAGGAGUCCUGGACUGUGUGGCUGCUGGACUGCCUGGCCUGCCUGCUGAAGUUGAUCUGCCAGUUUGCGGUGGACCCCGCGGACCUGGACCUGGCCUACCACGACGUCUUCUCCUGGUCCGGCCUCGCCGACAGCCAGCGCAAGCGGGCGUGGCCGGGCAAAUCGCGCAAGUCCACGGUGGAGCACGGGAAAGGCCUGCACAUCCCUCGGCUGACUGAGGUGUUCCUCAGCCUCGUUCAGGGUACCAACCUCAUCCAGCGUUUGAUCAACGUGGCCUACACCUACGACAACCUCGCACACAGAGUUCUAAAGGCUCAGUCUGACCACCGGUCCCGUCAUGAAGUGACUCACUACUCCAUGUGGCUGCUGGUGAGCUGGGCGCACUGCUCCUCCACAGUGAAGUCCAGUCUGGCCGACAGCGACCACCUUCACGACUGGCUGAAGAAACUCACCCUGCUGGUGCCCGAGCCGGCCGUGAGACACGAGGCGUGCAACGGCCUCUACAAGCUCUCUCUCUCUGGUUUGGAGGGCGGAGAGUCCAUCAACAGAUCCUUCCUGCUGCUCGCCGCCUCCACGCUCCUCAAGUUCCUGCCUGACGCGCAGGCGCUCAAACCACUCAGGGUGGAGGACUACGAAGAGGAGCCUCUGUUGCGGACGGGCUGUAAGGAAUACUUCUGGCUGCUCUGUAAACUCAUCGACAACAUUCACGUUAAAGACGCCAGCCAGAAGGUCUCUCCCUCUCUGUCGCUGGCCGGCGCGAUGCAGACCACCCUGCUGGACCUGGACGCUCUGGCCCGACACCUCGCCGACUGCAUCAGGAGCCGGGAGAUCCUUGACCAGCAGGACGGCGCGAUCGAGGACGACGGGCUGACGGGCCUCCUGCGUCUCGCCACCAGCGUCCUCAAACACAAGCCUCCCUUCAAGUUCUCCCGCGAGGGGCAGGAGUUCCUGCGCGACGUCCACAACCUGCUCUUCCUCCUGCCCAGCCUGGCCGACCGCGCUCAGCCCAAAUGCAAGUCCCACGCGGCCCGCGCCGCCGCCUACGACCUGCUGGUGGAGACGGUGAAGGGCUCCGUGGAGAACUACCGGCUGCUCCACAACUGGGUCAUGUCGCAGCACAUGCAAGCCUCUCACGCCCCGUACAAGUGGGACUACUGGCCCCACGACGACGUCCGGGCCGAGUGCCGCUUCGUGGGUCUGACUAACCUGGGAGCCACCUGUUACCUGGCCUCCACCAUCCAGCAGCUCUACAUGAUCCCUGAGGCCCGCCAGGCGGUCUUCACCGCCAAGUAUGCUGAGGAUAUCAAACACAAGACCACGCUGCUGGAACUGCAGAAGAUGUUCACGUAUCUCAUGGAGAGCGAGAGGAAAGCGUACAACCCCCGGCCGUUCUGUAAAACCUACACCAUGGACAAACAGCCUCUGAACACCGGGGAGCAGAAGGACAUGACUGAGUUCUUCACCGACCUCAUCACCAAGAUAGAGGAGAUGUCCCAGGAGCUGAAAAACACGGUGAAGACUUUGUUUGGAGGUGUCAUCACCAACAAUGUGGUCUCUCUGGACUGUGACCACGUCAGUCAGACUGCAGAGGAGUUCUACACCGUCAGAUGUCAAGUGGCGGACAUGAAGAACAUCUACGAAUCUCUGGACGAGGUGACGAUCAAAGACACUCUGGAGGGCGACAACAUGUACACCUGCUCCCAGUGUGGCAAGAAGGUCCGCGCAGAGAAAAGGGCGUGUUUCAAAAAGCUGCCACGGAUCCUGAGUUUCAACACAAUGAGGUACACCUUCAACAUGGUGACGAUGAUGAAGGAGAAGGUGAACACCCACUUCUCCUUCCCGCUGCGCCUCGACAUGACGCCCUACACCGAGGACUUCCUCAUGGGCAAAGGGGAGCGCAAAGAGGGUUUUCGGGAAGAGGGCGAGGCAAAAGUCACGGAUAGCUACGAGUAUGACCUCAUCGGCGUCACGGUGCACACGGGCACAGCAGACGGCGGUCAUUACUACAGCUUCAUCAGAGACAUCGUCAACCCACAUGCCUACAAGAACAACAAGUGGUACCUGUUCAACGAUGCCGAGGUGAAGCCCUUCGACUCGGCCCAGCUGGCCUCCGAGUGCUUCGGGGGAGAAAUGACGACUAAAACCUACGACUCCGUCACGGACAAGUUCAUGGAUUUCUCUUUUGAGAAGACACACAGUGCCUACAUGCUCUUCUACAAGAGGGUGGAGCUGGAGGAGGAGAACGGGAAGGACUUUAGUUUUGACGUCUCUCCUGAUCUGCUGGAGUGGAUUUGGCAUGACAACAUGCAGUUCCUCCAGGAUAAAAAUAUAUUUGAACACACCUACUUUGGAUUUAUGUGGCAGCUCUGCAGCAGCAUUCCCAGCACUCUACCAGACCCUAAAGCCGUCUCCCUCAUGACCGCUAAGCUCAGCACAUCCUUUGUCCUCGAGACUUUCAUUCACUCCAAGGAGAAGCCCACCAUGCUGCAGUGGAUCGAACUCCUCACCAAACAGUUCAACAACAGCCAGGCUGCCUGCGAGUGGUUUUUGGAUCGGAUGGCUGAUGACAACUGGUGGCCGAUGCAGAUCCUCAUAAAGUGCCCCAAUCAGAUAGUCAGACAAAUGUUCCAGAGGUUGUGUAUUCAUGUCAUCCAGAGGCUGCGUCCGGUCCACGCUCACCUCUACCUGCAGCCCGGCAUGGAGGACGGCUCCGACGACAUGGACGGUCCGGUGGAGGACAUCGGCAGCCGCUCCUGCGUCACUCGCUUCGUUAAGACGCUGCUGUCCAUCAUGGAGCACGGCGUCAAGCCCCACAGCAAACACCUGACGGAGUACUUCGCCUUUCUCUACGAGUUCGCCAAGAUGGGCGAGGAGGAGAGUCAGUUCUUGUUGUCACUACAAGCUAUUUCCAUCAUGGUGCACUUCUACAUGGGAACCAAAGGCCCCGAGAAUCCUCAGGUGGAGGUGCUGUCGGAGGAGGAGGGAGAGGAGGAGGACGAGGAGGAAGACAUCCUGUCCCUGGCGGAGGAGAAGUAUCGCCCUGCAGCUCUGGAGAAGAUGAUCGCCCUCAUCGCUCUGCUGGUGGAGCAGUCUCGCUCCGAGCGGCAUCUGACUCUGUCUCAGAGCGACAUGGCGGCACUGACCGGAGGGAAAGGCUUCCCCUUCCUCUUCCAGCACAUCAGAGACGGCAUCAACAUCAGGCAGACCUGCAACCUCAUCUUCAGCCUCUGUCGCUAUAACAACCGCCUGGCCGAGCAUAUUGUGUCGAUGCUCUUCACCUCCAUCGCCAAGCUGACUCCUGAGGCCGCCAAUCCUUUCUUCAAGCUGCUGACGAUGUUGAUGGAGUUUGCAGGCGGGCCACCGGGGAUGCCCUCCUUCGCCUCCUACAUCCUCCAGAGGAUCUGGGAGGUGAUCGAGUAUAACCCGUCCCAGUGUCUGGACUGGCUGGCGGUCCAGACUCCCCGGAACAAACUGGCCCACAGCUGGGUUCUGCAGAACAUGGAGAACUGGGUGGAACGCUUCCUGCUGGCACACAACUACCCCCGAGUCCGCACAUCGGCGGCGUACCUCCUGGUUUCGCUCAUCCCCAGCAACUCUUUCCGCCAGAUGUUUCGCUCCACGCGCUCCCUCCACCUGCCGACCCGCGAGCUGCCGCUGUCGCCCGACACCACCGUGGUCCUCCACCAGGUGUACAACCUGCUGCUGGGGCUGCUGGGACGCGCCAAGCUGUACGUGGACGCCAGCGUUCACGGCACCACCAAGCUGGUGCAGUACUUCAGCUUCAUGACGUACUGCCUCAUCUCUAAGACGGAGAAACUCAUGUUCUCUGGGUACUUCAUGGACCUCUGGAACCUCUUCCAGCCCAAACUGUCGGAGCCGGCCAUCGCCACCAACCACAACAAGCAGGCGCUGCUGUCCUUCUGGUACAACAUGUGCGUGGAUUGCCCGGAGAACGUGCGCCUGGUGGUGCAGAACCCCGUGGUGACCAAGAACAUCGCCUUCAACUACAUCCUGGCCGACCACGACGACCAGGAGGUGGUGCUCUUCAACCGCGGCAUGCUGCCCGCCUACUACGGCAUCCUGCGCAUGUGCUGCGAGCAGUCGCCCGCCUUCACCCGCCAGCUCGCCUCGCACCAGAACAUCCAGUGGGCCUUCAAGAACCUGACGCCACACGCCAGCCAGUACCCCGGGGCGGUGGAGGAGCUGUUCAACCUGAUGCAGCUGUUUGUGGCGCAGCGAGCCGACAUGAGAGAGGAAGAGCUCGAGGACGUCAAACAGUUCAAGAAAACCACCAUCAGCUGCUACCUGCGCUGCCUGGACGGCCGCUCCUGCUGGACCACGCUCAUCAGCGCCUUCAGGGUUCUGCUGGAGAACGACGAGGACCGACUGCUGGUGGUCUUCAACAGGGGACUCAUCCUCAUGACUGAGUCCUUCAACACUCUGCACAUGAUGUACCACGAGGCGACGGCGUGUCACGUCACCGGAGACCUGGUGGAGCUGCUCUCCAUCUUCCUGUCCGUCCUCAAAGCCACGCGGCCGUACUUGCAGCGCAAAGAUGUGAAGCAGGCUCUGAUCCAGUGGCAGGAGAGGAUCGACUUUGCCCACAAGCUGCUCACACUUCUCAACUCCUACAGCCCCCCCGAGCUCCGCAAUGCCUGCCUGGAUGUUCUGAAGGAGCUGGUUUUGCUGAGUCCUCACGACUUCCUGCACACUCUGGUCCCCUUCCUGCAGCACAACCACUGCACCUACCACCACAGCAACAUCCCCAUGUCGUUCGGCCCUUACCUGCCCUGCAGAGAGAACAUCAAGCUGAUGGGAGCCAAGAACAACAUCCGCCCUCCGAGACCAGAGCUCAACAUGUGUCUGCUGCCGUCCAUGGUGGAGAGCAGCAAGGGUAAAGACGAGGUGUACGACCGGAUGCUGCUGGAUUACUUCCUGUCCUACCACCAGUUCAGCCACCUGCUGUGUCGCGUCGCCAUCAACUGCGAGAAAUUCACCGACACACUCGUCAAACUCAGUGUGUUGAUCGCUUAUGAAGGACUUCCUCUCCACCUUGCUCUCUUCCCCAAACUGUGGACGGAGCUCUGUCAGUCGCAGUCCGUUCUGGCUAAAACGUGUGUGAAGCUGCUGUGUGAGGAUCCGGCCUUCAGCGAGUACAUCAAGUGCAUCCUGAUGGACGAGAGGACGUUCCUCAACAACAAUGCGGCGUACUCCUUCCUCACCUGCUUCCUGCACAAGGUCCAGGUGCUGUCAGGUCCCAGCUGCUCCAACCUGAUAAGCGUUUUGGUGGCGAACCUGCUGAGUGAACAGAGCAGCCUGCAGCCUGAGCUGGCGGCUCACCGCCUGGAGCUCAGCAAGACCAGCGGCCUGCUGAACGCCGACCUGAGGGCAUUGGUGCUGCUGCUGUCCGUCCAGCCCCCGCAGACCGUGGACCCGGCCCUCUGCCCCGCGCUGCAGGAGCUGCUGGAUCGCUGCCGUGUUUGUGUCCAGCAGCGCAGCGCUCUGGAGCUCGAGGCCAAGGACCAGAAGGCCAAAGUCGAGGACGAAGGGGCGACCCCGGUGAAGCGACGGAGGGUGAGCAGUGAUGAGGACAGAACUGGGGAAGCUGCUGCGACGCCUCUCUGCGUGGCCUCCACCUCCUCCUCUUCAGCCCUGCCGCCCUGCGGCGAGCCCAAGCCCGACCACCAGGAGGCGCUGACGCCCGCUAGCAACUCGGACACGGAGACACGGGACUCUUCCUCGCUGAUCGACCCAGGCACGGAGCAAGACCCGCCCUCUCCCGACCCCGCCCCGGUCGCCUCGGGGAACCUGGACUCCUCUCCCAAAGAGGAGAAGAUGGAGGCGUCCUCGUCCUCCUCCUCCUCCUCCUCGUUCUCGUCCUCCUCCUCGCUGCUGCACGAGGCGGGGGAGGGGUUUGUGCCGGCGGAGGACGUGGAGCCGGCGCGGCGCAUGGCAGCCGCGGGGGAGGAAGAGGAGGAGGAGGAGGAGGAGGAGGAUGAGGAGGAGGAAGGGGAGCAGCGGGAGGGGAGGAGAGGGGAGGCCAUGUCUGCCACGUCAGAGGAAGGGAAGGAAGAGAAAGAGGCGGGCUCUAAGGGCAGCUCGGCCCCGUCCCUCUCGGAGGACGCCGCCUUCCCAUUGGCCUCGGGGUUUGUGGGUGUGGGGGAGGGGCCAGAGGGCGGCAGCGACCCCUCCUCCUCGCCGCAGGUGUUUCCGGGCGCCAGCCCCCCGCCCGACAUGCUGGACAUGCUGUACAGGACGGUGGAAGCCACCAUCGCCAUAGUUAACAAACUGUCUGUUAAGGGCCCGCCCUCUUCAUGACAUCAUCAACUCACAGCCGCCAUGAGAUCUUUAACAAAAAAACAUUUUUUUUUUCCUUUUCAUUUUUUUUUUUUCCCUCUCUCUCUCUCUCUCUCUCUUUAAAAAUCUGAAUUCUUCUCAGAGGAAAAAAUAAACUUUUCCCAGUUUUUUCGGUUCCUCCCCCUCCUCCUGCUGUUUGUGCGCUGCUGUCCGUUGCCUUCUGCUGAUGUUCAGUCGGUCGGGUUUUCCAGCUUCAGUGGCUCUCGCCGUGUCGUUUCGCUCUAUUAAAAAAAAAAUCUAAAAUAAAUAAACUCCACUCCGACUCCACGCACAGCCGACUCCCCGCCUCCCGCCCUCCCGUUUGACAAAUAAAGAAGAAAAAAAAGAAAAAGUCGUACAAGCUAUAGCACAUUUUUUUUUUUCCUUCCCAAAGGGCAAAAAAACAAGUUUAUUUUUUUUUUGUGUUUUAUACUGAUUUUUGAAUUUUUUUUUUUUUUUUGGAAAGUGAUUUUAUUUGUUUGCGGUUUGCUGUUACGGGGAAAGGUUUACAGAACUUUUGUCUCCUGUAUGUAAUUUAAUUUUAUUGCAUUUUUACUGUGUAUAAAAAAAACAAACGGUCGUCCUCUGUGCCAGUUUUGUACUUUAUGAACGAGGCAAAAA